AUGUUGAGCGGUGCACCUAGCAAGCCACAGAUGCGUAUAGGUGCAAAUCGAGCAACACGGGAAACCAAAGGCGCCCAACCUGAUGAGUUUACUCCGUCGAAUGACGAGGAUGUGACUCGUAAUACUGAAGACGAAGCAACAACAGAGAUUGCCGGUGGUGCAAUGGGAACUGAACCUAAUAAGUCAACUCUGCCGAAAGACCAGGAUUUGUCGGAUAAAAUUGUCAUCGAAAAUCCACCUUUGCCUCUUGAUCAAGUAAUAGUAAGCCAUUCCACCAAAAAUUAUAUCCAACUGCGCGAAAAAUUCCAUGGCUUAAUACAAAACAUCCUAAAGGGGAUUGAUAGUUUCAUUACCUCCGGUGAUGGUAGAGCUCCAAUGGAAGCAUCUGUCAUGUCGUGCGACGUUAACGUUACCAUUGCGUUUGGGGAUCUUGGCAGGAAAUUCAGGUUUACUUGUGAAGACAAAAACCCUGCGAUCCCUUCUUCAGCGGAACAGGGCAUGAACGACUGUGGCACCCAUAAUUUCCACGUAAAGUGCUUGGGCAACAUCAGCGGAGCAUCAGCUGAUGGUAUGGAGGACGAAAACGAAUCGCUGGACCCAAAGAACUAA
Triticum turgidum subsp. durum (durum wheat) is the source of this 609-nucleotide messenger RNA. NCBI's taxonomy places the organism in Eukaryota, Viridiplantae, Streptophyta, Magnoliopsida, Poales, Poaceae. The record is from the annotation of a GenBank genome assembly.